GCCACACCAAGACAGGACAAUUAGCAGCAAUCAAAAUAAUGGAUGUUACAGAGGAUGAAGAGGAGGAAAUUAAGCUUGAAAUAAAUGUUCUCAAAAAAUACUCUCAUCACAGAAACAUAGCAACAUAUUAUGGUGCUUUUAUUCAGAAAAGUCCACCUGGAAAAGAUGAUAAACUGUGGUUGGUGAUGGAAUACUGUGGAGCAGGUUCUGUUACAGAUCUUGUUAAAUCAACUAAAGGGCAGUCUCUCAAAGAAGAGUGGAUAGCUUAUAUCUGUAGGGAGAUUCUUCGGGGUUUAAGUCACCUUCAUGCAAACAAAAUUAUUCAUAGAGACAUAAAAGGUCAAAAUGUUCUUCUCACAGAUAAUGCAGAAGUAAAACUAGUUGAUUUUGGAGUGAGUGCCCAAUUGGAUAGAACAAUAGGGAGAAGAAACACUUUUAUUGGGACACCAUAUUGGAUGGCACCAGAGGUUAUAGCUUGUGAUGAAAACCCUGAUGCCACAUAUGACAACCGAAGCGACCUCUGGUCUUUAGGAAUCACUGCUCUUGAAAUGGCAGAAUCUCAGCCACCCUUGUGUGACAUGCAUCCAAUGCGAGCGUUAUUUUUAAUUCCACGUAAUCCACCUCCACGCUUGAAGUCCAAAAAGUGGUCAAAGAAAUUUCAAAGUUUUAUUGAGACAUUACUUGUGAAGGACUACCAACAGCGACCAUACACAGACCAACUCUUAAAGCAUCCCUUUAUCAGGGACCAACCAACAGAGAGACAAGUGCGUAUCCAGCUAAAGGACCACAUUGAUAGGUACCAAAAGCACAAGAAAGGAGAAUCUCAAGAUGUAUAUCGGUAUAGUGGUAGUGAAGGAGAGGAGGAAGACACACCACCCACAGGAGAGUCUAGUUCAGUUAAUCCUAUUCAGCGUGACUCAACCUUGAGAAGAAACUUUCAGCAGCUUCAGGAGGGGCACACACUACCUUCCAGUGAAAAACCAGGCUCUAGUAAUCUACCUUCUCUGGGGGGUCCACUCGAGAUACCAGGACCUCCUGGGAAGCCUCCAGUACCUCCUCAAAGGCUGAUUGUUGUACCAGAUCCACUACCACCAAGUAAACCUCUCCCACCUAUUCCAGUUGAAGAAGAAAAACGAGAAAAGGAGCGAAAACCAGCUACACCUCCUAGAAAUCACCAUCCAGCCCAGCCUCCAAGGCCUCCAGAAAGUUGGAACUCUGCUAUGUUCAAAGCCCCACUUCGAAGACCAGAUGAUCUUGAGAUAUUAGCAGCACAACUAAAUGAAUUAGCACUUGGUAGUAACAAUAGUGGAGGAUUGGGAAGAGCCAACGGAAGAGGGCCAGCCAUGCCUACUGUUAAUGAACAACCAGCCCGCAUCAAUGGAAGCACUCCUGAACAAGGCCCCACAACAAGUGUUACCUACUCUGAUUCUGAUGACGAUGAUGAUGAGGAUGGACAAGUUCAGAAUGAUGGGACACUUCUAGCAUCAGAUCCACCUAGACCUUUACCUCCAGAUGGCUACAACAAUGAUGCAUUAAAAACUUUUGUUGUCCCUGAAGAGUCCUCUUCAAGCCAGGCACCAAAUAGACCUUUGCCACCAACCCCUGAUGAUGAAGAAAGUCAUGAUGGGACACUAUUAAUUAGACGGAGUGAGAGAGAGAGGGAUCGAAUUGAGCGAGGAACUCCUUUCCUAGGUGAAGGAUUUGGUCGAGCCUACAUGCAAAGAAUGGAGUCAUCUCAGAGUUCUCCUGGGAACAUUGGGGGCCGAUCCAGUGGUGUGCUUCCAGACUUGCUUCCACAAAACAGUGUUUCUCAAGUUCAGCUAUUUGCUGGACAACAGAGGCAGUUUGAUCAAAGUUUUUCUGAAGAGUAUCAUCAAGCAGUAAGUAAAACCCCACCUCAGUUACAGCAUAAGCAACGUUCCUUUCUGACUUUUGGCUUUGGAGCUGGCAGUGGUGGACCAAAUCCAUCACCCAGAAGAGAGUCCCAUGUCAAUGUGAAUGUGACACCUACAUCUCACGAAACUUCAACUGAUACACCCGAGAUACGAAAAUACAAGAAAAGGUUCAACUCUGAAAUAUUAUGUGCUGCCUUAUGGGGUGUUAAUCUGUUGAUUGGAACUGAACAUGGUUUGAUGCUGUUGGAUAGAAGUGGCCAAGGAAAGGUUUACAAUCUUAUCACCAGGCGUAAGUUUCAGCAAAUGGAAGUGUCUGAAGGCCAAAACAUUUUGGUGACAGUGUCAGGAAGGAAGUCCCGUGUGAGAGUGUACUACCUUUCUUGGCUUAAAAACAAGAUUUUACGAAUGGAUGGGCAAUUAGAAAAGAGGAAUGGAUGGAUUAAUGUAGGGGAUCUGCAGGGAGCUGUACAUUUCAGGAUUGUGAAAUAUGAAAGGAUUAAAUUCCUUGUCAUAGCUCUUCAAGAAAGUAUAGAAAUAUAUGCUUGGGCUCCAAAACCUUACCACAAAUUUAUGGCCUUUAAGUCCUUCCCUGAAUUAGUACAUAAGCCUCUUCUGGUGGACAUGUCAAUUGAAGAAGGCAUUCGGUUGAAGGUGAUUUAUGGAUCAGCUGAAGGAUUCCAUGCAGUAGAUGUUGACUCGGCUUCUGUAUAUGACAUCUAUAUACCAGCCCAUAGCCAAGGUCCUAUCACACCACACACCAUUGUAACUCUGCCCAACUCCAAGGGAAUGCAACUGCUGCUGUGCUAUGAUAAUGAGGGUGUUUAUGUCAAUACUUAUGGAAGAGUUAGUAAAAAUAUAGUUCUUCAAUGGGGAGAGAUGCCAACAUCAGUUGCCUACAUUGGAACAGGGCAGGUGAUGGGCUGGGGAAACAAGGCUAUUGAGAUUCGGAAUGUAGAAACAGGACUUCUUGAUGGAGUAUUUAUGCAUAAAAAGUCCCAGAAGUUAAAGUUUUUGUGUGAAAGAAAUGAUAAGGUUUUCUUUUCUUCGGCCAAAGGAGGGUCAUCAUGCCAGAUUUAUUUCAUGACCCUGAACAAACCCGGAAUGGCCAACUGGUAAUACUGAGGCUGUGGUUGUCUUUAACAAGGUUGUUAGUUUCAUCAAAGUUAGUAUGCAUGCUUCAGACAGUACCAGAAAAGUACUGUCCUUGCCAUCAUUUUGUCCCCAGGAAAAUUUCUUUACCUGGCAAUUGUCUAGGCAACAUUAAUUUUUUUACCAGCUAGACUUAAGCUUAGUCAUUUAGCUUAUGUUCUCUUGUAAUUGCUCAAGAAGAUCUGUGCAAGAAUGAGCUGUGUGUGUAUGUGAAUGUAUGCAUAUGUAAAAUUGAUUGAUUACAUCCAAGCUAUGUAAAUAUUGCAGUCACUGUGUGCAGCUAGUGCUGAUAUUCUUUAAAAGUGGACUCUUCUAAUAUGUGUAUAUGCAUUGACUUUGAACCCGAGUUUUCAGUUUUUCUAGAUGUAACAUGACUGAAAACUGAGAAUUAUGUAGUCUGAUAAGAAACAGUUUCUUUAAGAUGACUACUAAACAUAUUGGCUGUGGCAUAUCAAUUGGAAUUCUUUUUAUUCAGAAUAUUUCUUAAAAAUUGAUAUUCAGAUUCUCAGAUUACAACAGAUCUGGAUGUUAGUAAUUUCUAGAGGCUUAUUGUUGCUUUUUAUUUUAACUGCUUUACCAAUUAAAUGUACCAGUAGUUAAUUUGGGCAGCAUGACUAACAUGAAUUUGAAAAACAUGUAGGUAAAACAUAAUGAAUUAGUUUAUUAGAUGUAUUCAGGUAAAUGUUUUGGAAUUAGUUCUUAGAAUAUUUUUGAAGAUCAACAUUUGUUAUUUAUUGAAAUGAAGCUUUAUUCUUUGCUGUAAAUAUGUUUUAGUUUAAAUAUUUAUAAGUAUUGAACAAAUCAGUUCUAUACUUUAAAUAACCUAAUCUGUUGUUAUUAUGGCAUUAACAUUGAAACUUUCUUUCUGAAUAUAAACCCUUUUUAAUACAGAAAAAACAUUUAUGUUAGUUUAUGAUCAGCAGGUUUUUCCUUAAUAAGAAGUUUAUUCUUUUAUAAUAGGUGAAUUUAUGUUGUUAAUUAAGUCAACUGUCACCUAAGCUUUUAAACUGAGAAUAAAAAAUAAAGAAAAAUGAGCUUACAGUUUCAUAAAAAAUGAAAAAGUCAUAUUUUGUUGGUCCAAAGUUGGCCUGAGAGUUUCGUUUACUACAAUCUUAUGCAUCUGUAACUGUAGAACCUCCUUAGCUCUACUUCUGAUAAUAAAGUUGUUAUCUUUAGCAGCAACAUUACAGCUUAUUAGCACAUGUUGAGAAAUAGAAAAUGUUUUACAGGUUUCUUUGAGGUGAUUUUCUUUUUUGUGCAAAAUAUUAGUUCCCAAAAAUUAACUUUUUUUGUUUUUGUUAUUUACAAGUUCAUUGUCCUCCUUGUUUCAAAGAAUACAUAUAAUUCAUCACCAGCUGGUUAUUAAUUCAUAUAAAGAAAAUACCCUGAUUAAAACCUAGAAGUGCUUCAACUAUUACAUAACAUUCAUGAUAAUAGAGGAAAGGAACAGCAUUUCUCAGAGUUAAAUCAACAAAAUUUUGCUUUUGUUCUUCUAAAAUUAUGUGAUUCAUUUAGACUUAAUUAUCCAAAUUGACAGAAGGCUAAGAAAUUAAAGUAGUCACUUAUCAUGUGAGUCAAGCAAUACAUUUUUACUAUACAAAUGAUAUUUAUAUUGUUAUAAAGACAUUCAACUUUUUAUUUAUACAAGGUGUCACUUUAUAAAUAGAUAAGUUUGAUAUGUUGUUAACCAUAUAAGCAUUAUUUUCGUGAUAUUCAAUCCAUGUUAUAAUUUUAAAAUAUUAUAAUAUUUUUCCUUUUUUUUUACAUGUUUUUGCAUGUGGUUUAGUAGUACAGUAAAAACAUUGCUAUUGAAAUAUAUCAUAAUAUUAAUGAUUUAGAUUCAUGAGUAUCUACUGUCAGAAAACAUGGGUUUUCUAGGUAGUUACACUUAAAACACCUGAUACAGCUUUUCAGGCAGUUAAAACACCUGGUAGAAGUUUUUAGACAUUUACAGUUGAAACACCUGGAUAAAAAAUCAAAUAACUUAAAAUUAUUAUUCUUAACUUUGUUUAAUGCAAACUGGAGUUUAUUGCAAGACAUUUUUAUGAACACAAAUAAAAUAAUGAUCUAUAUUUCUAGAAUGUAAAUUUAUUAGCUCAUUAUUUCGCUAUUACAGGAGCUGUCGAUUUCCUACCAGUUUACUAAUCCAGUUGAAUCUAAAUUGGAAGCUGUUAACAGUAAAUCAAACAUUGAUAGACAUGUGCAAAUAGUACAAAAAUCAGGCAUCUCCCUUAAAUUUAAUAACAAGUUCAGGAUACAAGAAAGAAACACAAUGUAUGAAAAAUAACUGUAAAGCCACUAAAUAUGGACUGCAUGGUCGAUGUCAUAGUAAGCAUGUUUUAUAUGAAGUAACUUGUGGCAGAUGCUCCUGCACAUAUAUAGGAGAAAAUUGACAACCCAUACAUGAUUGAAUAACUGAACAUGUACAUGACAUCCAGAACCUCAGUACAAACAAUGCUAUUGCAGAACAUUAUGGAAAAAAACAUGGCAUACCACAAACAGAUAACAUCUUAUCAGAUCAUAUCUAAAUGCCAUAGUUUUCUAGACUGAAAGAUUAAAGAAUCAAUUUUCAUCAAGAAAAAGAAACCUGAAAUGAACAAAUAUAAAGGUUGGCCUUUAGCAUAGAGACAUUAAUAGCAUUCUUAAAAUUUUGAUAUCUUGAACUUUGAUGAAGUCUCUAUACAAACUCAUAAAGGUUGAAAGAUAUUUUCAGACAUUGUUUUAUAUAUAUGUAUUGAUAUAAUAAUGUGAAGUAAUACUUACAUAUACAAAUAUGAAGAGAUAUUGUAUAUACAUAACAUAUCCUAUUCUAAAUCCAAUGAUUUUAAUAGUUGAUUUACACAUAUUAUUAAUUUAGCAUUGUUGGUUUGAUUUGUUUCAACAAUUUAAAUUCAAGAAUGUUUGAUAUUAUUUUAAUAUGAUCUGAACUUUCUAAACACGUAUCGAUGUUUGAUUUACAGUUAAUAGUGUUCCAAUUUAGAUUCAACUGGAUUAGUGAACUGGUAGGAAAUCGAUAGCUUCUAACAAAGCUGUAAUAGUAAAAUAAUGAACUACUAAAGUUACAUUCUGGAGAUAUAGGUCAUCAUUUUAUUUACAUUUAUACAAAUAACUUAGAGAUUAUAAAUAUAUUCACUGAAAAAAUGUGUAAUACAGAACAUGUGGAUAAAGUAUGAAGUUUGUGAACACGUUUUUAAACAGAUCUAGAACAUUUUGGAUGAAUCUUUAAAAAUUUAUGUUAUUUUUGUACCUUCUUGAGUCUUGAGCUGUUAUCAUAGGUCUCAUUUUCUAUCUACCAUUGAGUUCCUGUUCUUCUUGAGCCAUGAGCUGUUAUCAUAGGUCUCAUUUUCUAUCUACCAUUGAGUUCCUGUUCUUCUUGAGCCAUGAGCUGUUAUCCUCAGGCACAUUUUCUAUCUACCACUAGAUUCCUGUUCUAGUACUUCCAUAGGUCAUGAGCUGGUAUCAAUAAUGUUAUUCUUAAUCACACUUGCAUUAUGAAUCAAGGCAAAUAAUCCUUUUGAAAGCAAAAUUAAAAUAUAAAAGUAAGUUAUUCAUGCUGUGUAGCCAGCUCAAAGAAGUUUUAGUACUUUUUCUCACUCUCGUAUAUCAGUCAAAGCAGGCACAUCAUUUGAUAGCUAAAUUAAUAAAAGUAUAAUAUAUACUAAACAGUAAUAAUGCCAUAAUAAAUAACUUA
This is a messenger RNA of Limulus polyphemus (Atlantic horseshoe crab), 6735 nucleotides long. Its product is annotated as mitogen-activated protein kinase kinase kinase kinase 4-like. The transcript has 25 exons. The record is from RefSeq and is a predicted model, not a curated record. The coding region runs from base 39 to 3011 and encodes 990 amino acids. NCBI's taxonomy places the organism in Eukaryota, Metazoa, Arthropoda, Merostomata, Xiphosura, Limulidae. Gene Ontology annotation, biological process: protein phosphorylation. Gene Ontology annotation, molecular function: ATP binding; protein kinase activity.